Molecule: messenger RNA, 3582 nt
Organism: Eptesicus fuscus (big brown bat)
Lineage: Eukaryota; Metazoa; Chordata; Mammalia; Chiroptera; Vespertilionidae
Gene: ACTN1
Product: actinin alpha 1
Exons: 22
Coding region: 264-3008 (914 amino acids)
Biological process (GO): actin cytoskeleton organization; muscle cell development
Cellular component (GO): Z disc; plasma membrane; stress fiber
Molecular function (GO): calcium ion binding; actin filament binding
Source: RefSeq, a predicted model, not a curated record
CAGUGUGCGUGGAGAUCAGGUCCGAGCGCCCGCCCAGAGGCUGGCAGUCCGCGAGCUCCAGCCGCCGCCGCCAGCAGCAGCAGCCUUCGCGAGCAGCGCCGCGGCGGAACCGGGCGCAGGGGAGCUAGCCCGGCCCCGCCAGCACAGCACAGCCCGGCUCGACUCCCACCCCACUCCGGGGCAGUAGCAGCAGCAGCAGCAGCCGCCGCCGCCGGGAGAGAAGGUGGAGGAAGAAACCCAGCUCCUAGCACGCGCGCACCAUCAUGGACCAUUAUGAUUCCCAGCAAACCAACGACUACAUGCAGCCCGAAGAGGACUGGGAUCGAGACCUGCUCCUGGACCCGGCCUGGGAGAAGCAGCAGAGAAAGACGUUCACGGCGUGGUGCAACUCCCACCUCCGCAAGGCCGGGACGCAGAUCGAGAACAUCGAGGAGGACUUCCGGGACGGCCUGAAGCUCAUGCUGCUGCUGGAGGUCAUCUCAGGUGAGCGCCUGGCCAAGCCGGAGAGAGGCAAGAUGCGGGUGCACAAGAUCUCCAAUGUCAACAAGGCCCUGGACUUCAUCGCCAGCAAGGGGGUCAAGCUGGUAUCCAUUGGAGCCGAAGAAAUCGUGGAUGGGAACGCGAAAAUGACCCUGGGCAUGAUCUGGACCAUCAUCCUCCGCUUUGCCAUCCAGGACAUCUCCGUGGAAGAGACCUCGGCGAAGGAAGGGCUGCUUUUGUGGUGCCAGAGAAAGACAGCCCCGUACAAAAACGUCAACAUCCAGAACUUCCACAUCAGCUGGAAGGACGGCCUUGGCUUCUGUGCCUUGAUCCACCGACACCGGCCUGAGCUCAUCGACUACGGGAAGCUGCGGAAGGACGACCCCCUCACAAACCUGAACACGGCCUUCGACGUGGCAGAGAAGUACCUGGACAUCCCCAAGAUGCUGGAUGCCGAAGACAUCGUGGGGACCGCCCGGCCGGAUGAGAAAGCCAUCAUGACUUACGUGUCCAGCUUCUACCAUGCCUUCUCUGGCGCCCAGAAGGCGGAGACAGCAGCCAAUCGUAUCUGCAAGGUGCUGGCCGUGAACCAGGAGAAUGAACAGCUCAUGGAAGACUACGAGAAGCUGGCCAGCGAUCUGCUGGAGUGGAUCCGCCGCACCAUCCCGUGGCUGGAGAACCGGGCGCCCGAGAACACCAUGCAGGCCAUGCAGCAGAAGCUGGAGGACUUCCGCGACUAUCGGCGCCUGCACAAGCCGCCCAAGGUGCAGGAGAAGUGCCAGCUGGAGAUCAACUUCAACACGCUGCAGACCAAGCUGCGCCUCAGCAACCGGCCCGCCUUCAUGCCCUCCGAGGGCAGGAUGGUCUCGGAUAUCAACAAUGCCUGGGGCUGCCUGGAGCAGGCGGAGAAGGGCUAUGAGGAGUGGCUGCUGAACGAGAUCCGGAGGCUGGAGAGGCUUGACCACCUGGCAGAGAAGUUCCGGCAGAAGGCUUCCAUCCACGAGGCCUGGACGGACGGCAAAGAGGCCAUGCUGCAGCAGAAGGAUUACGAGACGGCCACCCUCUCGGAGAUCAAGGCCCUGCUCAAGAAGCACGAGGCCUUUGAGAGCGACCUGGCUGCCCACCAGGACCGCGUGGAGCAGAUCGCCGCCAUUGCACAGGAGCUCAAUGAGCUGGACUAUUACGACUCACCCAGUGUCAACGCCCGGUGCCAAAAGAUCUGUGACCAGUGGGACAAUCUAGGAGCCCUAACUCAGAAGCGCAGGGAAGCCCUGGAGCGGACAGAAAAACUGCUGGAAACCAUAGACCAGCUGUACUUGGAGUACGCCAAGCGGGCGGCACCCUUCAACAACUGGAUGGAGGGGGCCAUGGAGGACCUGCAGGACACCUUCAUCGUGCACACCAUCGAGGAGAUCCAGGGACUGACCACAGCGCAUGAGCAGUUCAAGGCCACCCUCCCGGAUGCCGACAAGGAGCGCCUGGCCAUCCUGGGCAUCCACAACGAGGUGUCCAAGAUUGUCCAGACCUACCACGUCAACAUGGCCGGCACCAAUCCCUACACAACCAUCACGCCUCAGGAGAUCAACGGCAAAUGGGACCAUGUGCGGCAGCUGGUGCCUCGGAGGGACCAGGCCCUGACGGAGGAGCAUGCCCGCCAGCAGCACAAUGAGAGGCUACGCAAGCAGUUCGGGGCACAGGCCAACGUCAUCGGGCCCUGGAUCCAGACCAAGAUGGAGGAGAUCGGGAGGAUCUCCAUCGAGAUGCACGGGACCCUGGAGGACCAGCUCAGCCACCUGCGACAGUACGAGAAGAGCAUCGUCAACUACAAGCCCAAGAUCGACCAGCUGGAGGGCGACCACCAGCUCAUCCAGGAGGCGCUCAUCUUCGACAACAAGCACACCAACUACACCAUGGAGCACAUACGUGUGGGCUGGGAGCAGCUCCUCACCACCAUCGCCAGGACCAUCAACGAGGUGGAGAACCAGAUCCUGACCCGGGAUGCCAAGGGCAUCAGCCAGGAGCAGAUGAACGAGUUCCGGGCCUCCUUUAACCACUUUGACCGGGAUCACUCCGGCACGCUGGGUCCCGAGGAGUUCAAAGCCUGCCUCAUCAGCUUGGGUUAUGAUAUUGGCAACGACCCCCAGAAGAAGACAGGCAUGAUGGACACGGAUGAUUUCCGAGCCUGCCUGAUCUCCAUGGGUUACAACAUGGGAGAGGCAGAAUUUGCCCGAAUCAUGAGCAUCGUGGACCCCAACCGCCUGGGGGUAGUGACAUUCCAGGCCUUCAUCGACUUCAUGUCCCGGGAGACGGCGGACACAGACACAGCAGACCAAGUCAUGGCUUCCUUCAAGAUCCUGGCCGGCGACAAGAACUACAUCACGGUGGACGAGCUGCGCCGGGAGCUGCCGCCGGACCAGGCCGAGUACUGCAUCGCGCGGAUGGCCCCGUACACCGGCCCCGACGCCGUGCCCGGUGCUCUGGACUACAUGUCCUUCUCCACGGCGCUCUACGGCGAGAGUGACCUCUAACCCGCCCCGCCCGCCCGCCCAGCACCCGCACCCCUGCCCCUGCGAGCCCCGCCCUGCUCCUCCGCUGCCCCCCGCCCGCCUCCUGAGCUGGGACCCACGUGGCCUCCAGCCUCCCUGCCCGCCAAGUGACAGUUUACAAAAUUAUUUUCUGCAAAAAAGAAAAAAAGAAAAAAGAAAAAAAGUUACGUUAAAAAAAGUAAAAAAGACAAAACAAAAAAACCGCAUAUUUUAUUAUAGAAAAAGUAUUUUUUUCUCCACCAGACUUAAAUGGAAAAGAGGAAGAAUUAACUAUUUGCACCAAAAUGUUUUGUUUUGUUUUGUGACAUAGGAAAAGAACCAAGCACAAUGUUAUAUUCCAUCCUUUUUAUCGAUUUUUUUUUUUUUCCUAUCUGUUCCAUCUGCUGUAUUCAUUUCUCCAGUCUCAUGUCCACCUUGAUGUGGGAAAGGGGUGGGGAGGGGAUAAUCUUGUCAAAAGGCACAUUGGUGCAUGUGUGUUUGCUAGCUCACUGUCCAUGGAAAUAUUUUAUGAUAUUAAAGAAAAUCUUUUGAAAUGGCUGUUUUUUAAGGAAGAGAA